Messenger RNA from Hypoxylon trugodes, 2017 nucleotides. RefSeq names its product cytochrome P450 98A3. Lineage: Eukaryota; Fungi; Ascomycota; Sordariomycetes; Xylariales; Hypoxylaceae. The transcript has 3 exons. The coding region runs from base 332 to 1843 and encodes 503 amino acids. The record is from RefSeq and is a predicted model, not a curated record. Gene Ontology annotation, molecular function: heme binding; iron ion binding; oxidoreductase activity, acting on paired donors, with incorporation or reduction of molecular oxygen.
CCCCUUGGAAGUUCAUUCGUGGCGAAUAGGGGUAGACAUACUCUAAGUUCCUGUGGCUAUGUUGUUUGACCAGUUACUAUCUGGCCUCAAGGCCGGAGAUGGAACUAGGAUAUUUAGCCAGAUAUCGGCGUGGCACUUGGCGACGUCGAUUGUAUCGAUCGGUUUCGUUACCUUGGUAAUCGAUUAUGCUUAUAUGUUAUGGAUGCGCUCUAAACUUGUAAGUUAGCGACCCUUGAUACGGAGGAUGGAAGAUGGGACGUGUAGAACUAAGAAGAAAUGAAUAACAUAGCCCCCUGGUCCUUUCCCCCGACCAAUUGUUGGCAACACAUUCAUGCUCCCGAGCAAAAAGCCAUGGAUCUGGUUUGAAGAGCUUUCCAAGAAAUACAAUGCGCCACUGGUUACGAUAUGGAUAGGGCGGAAUCCAACAAUUUGGAUCAACGAUGCAUGGACAGCAUCAGAGCUCUUUGAGAAACGCGCUGGUAUUUAUUCGUCACGACCACGAAUGCUCGUGUUCGCAGAGUUGGGCGCAGGCCAAGAUAACCUAGUGAAUAUGUAUACGGCGAAUCCUGAGCAGCGUGACCGAUGGCGCGUCCACCGUAAACUAAUGCAUCAAGGCGUUGGCAUACAAUCAGUCCGCAGAUAUAGAGAAUUCCAGAACAAUGAGAGUCGAGUGGUCGCCUAUGACCUGCUCAAGGCUCCUGGAGACUAUGUCAAGCAUUUCGAGCGGUACGCGACAAGCGUCGUCUCUAUCAUUGGCUUCGGUCGGCGUGUAGAGAGCUGGGACGACCCCAUCAUUACCGAGGUCAUCGCCAUGAUGCAUUUGGCCGCCGAUUUAAACGUUCCUGGCAAGACAUUCCCUAUGCUGAUGGAAACUUUCCCAUUCCUUGCGAAGUUCCCCAACGAGAUUGCUCCCUGGAAAUAUGGGUUGGGUAGGAAACGCGCGUUCCACUUCUUCUACGCCCUAGCGGACGAGGCGGCUAAAAAGGAGGGCCAUGAUGACUCUUUUGUGAGCCACUUAUUUUCCGAGAGAACAAAAUACGACCUGAGGGAAGCCGAGAUAUCAUCGCUAACCGGGAACCUCUUUGGCGCUGGAUCUGACACGAGCAGUAGCACUUUAAUCACAUUUGUGUUAGCCUGCUGUGCAUUCCCAGAGGCGUUGAUACCAGCAUGGGAAGAGCUUGACCGAGUGGUCGGUCCAUACAGGAGUCCAACCUGGGAAGAUGAGGAAAACUUGCCAUACAUCAAAGCUUUUGUUAAGGAAGUGUUACGCUGGCGUUCAGUGGCCAUCAUCGGAGGACAGCCUCACGCACCGACACAAGACGAUUACUACAAUGGUUGGCUCAUCCCCAAGGGUACCUGGAUUCAAGGCAAUGUGUGGGCGAUUCACCAUAACGAGCGCGAGUUCCCUGAUCCCGAUCGCUUUAACCCCAAUCGAUUCCUUCCUGGGCACCCUGAUAGCCGACCGUUCCCUGGAGAGAGAGGAUAUAUGACUUUCGGAUGGGGUCGUAGGGUCUGUUCGGGACAAGCUCUGGCUGAACAGGGAACUUGGAUCACAGUAGCAAGGAUACUAUGGGGCUUUAAUGUCCAGAAGAAGAAGCGCGCGGACGGUAGCACGGUUGAGGUGGAUAUCUUUAAUUAUACAAACGGAUUGAACAUGCGACCUCAACCAUUUGAAUGUAGCAUCGCGCCACGCAAUGAGGAGAUUCGCCAGACGAUAGAGCGCGAAGGUAAGCAAGCUCUUGAAGAAUUGGAACAAUAUCGCGGAGAGACCAAGUAUCGCAUGUCGACCUUCUAUACCCGAGACAACCUAGCGAUGAAACUGUACGGAGACGAUAAGAAAUAAAGACAGCCGUCUAGUUGACAGUAUUCGUACAUACUCCCGCGGUCGCCCGUCACCUUAUACAUAAAAUGCAAAUGAGGCGCAAUUUGAAUCCGCGAUUUUAUCUAAAUAAAGAAGAAAUUAGAAUAGAUUAAUCAUCCAAUUUGACCACUAUCGAAGAAAAGACUCACCUUCAGC